GAGUAAGGACGGCACAGGAGCGCGCACGGCCCCAGGAACUACAGUUCCCAGGAGGCCUUGCGCGGACGCCCGGGAGCGGAGCUACCCCGGGGUGGGGCCUGUGGACUGCGGCGUGUGGGGAGCUAGCGCGGCUCGGAUGGCCGGGCAGGUGAAGGACCGCGAGGCCCUCCAGAGGCUCAGCUUCCUGUAUCAGGCUGCUCACUGCGUCCUCGCGCAGGACCCCGAGAACCAGGCACUGGCGAGGUUUUACUGCCACACGGAGAGGACCAUAGCGAAGCGGCUCGUAUUGCGGCGAGACCCUUCGGUGAAGAGGACCCUUUGUCGUGGCUGCUCGUCCCUCCUCAUCCCGGGCCUGACCUGCACCCAGCGCCAGAGACGCUGCAAGGCUCAGCGCUGGACUGUACAGACCUGCCUGACAUGCCAGCGCAGCCAACGGUUCCUCAACGAUCCUAGGCAUCUGCUCUGGGGAGACCGACCUGAGGCCCAGAUGGGGAGCCAGGCAGGGGACGUGGGUUCGAGCCCUGGUCCGGGAAGAUCCCACAUGCCGUGGAGCAACUAAGCCUAUGCACCACAACUACUGAGCCCGCCUGUGGCAACUACUGAAGCCCGCGCACCUGGAGCCCGUGCUCCGCAACAAGAGAAGCCACCGCAAUGAGAAGCCAGCGCACCGCAACGAAGAGCAGCCCCCGCUCGCCGCAACUAGAGAAAGUCCAUGCACAGCAACAAAGACCCAACAC
This is a messenger RNA of Eubalaena glacialis (North Atlantic right whale), 737 nucleotides long. It is a transcript of the gene RPP21, whose product is annotated as ribonuclease P/MRP subunit p21. The coding region runs from base 137 to 559 and encodes 140 amino acids. Lineage: Eukaryota; Metazoa; Chordata; Mammalia; Artiodactyla; Balaenidae. Gene Ontology annotation, cellular component: nucleolar ribonuclease P complex. The record is from RefSeq and is a predicted model, not a curated record. Gene Ontology annotation, biological process: tRNA processing. The transcript is spliced from 5 exons.